Messenger RNA from Pteronotus mesoamericanus, 3047 nucleotides. RefSeq names its product kelch like family member 2 (gene KLHL2). NCBI's taxonomy places the organism in Eukaryota, Metazoa, Chordata, Mammalia, Chiroptera, Mormoopidae. Gene Ontology annotation, molecular function: protein binding. The transcript is spliced from 15 exons. The record is from RefSeq and is a predicted model, not a curated record. Bases 217 to 1998 code for a protein of 593 amino acids.
GCCGCCCCGCACUCGGGCGAGCGCGGUAGCCGCGCAAUCAGACGGAGCGCGCCCGGCCGAGCGGGCCAUGGCCGCGGGGGCCGCCGCCGCAGGUGGUGGCGCUCAGUGAGGCGGAUGGAACGCGGCUCGGCGGGUGGGCAGUGCCGGCGUCCGCGGCUGGAAUGGUGCUGGCGGCGGCGGUCGGUGCCUGCGUUCUGAAGCCCGAGAGGAGCCACAAUGGAGACGCCGCCGUUGCCUCCCGCAUGCACAAAGCAGGGUCAUCAGAAGCCUCUCGAUUCAAAAGAUGAUAAUACUGAAAAACACUGCCCAGUGACAGUGAAUCCUUGGCACAUGAAGAAAGCUUUUAAAGUCAUGAAUGAAUUACGAAGUCAAAAUUUGCUGUGUGAUGUCACGAUUGUGGCUGAAGACAUGGAAAUCCCUGCUCAUCGAGUGGUGCUGGCCGCCUGCAGUCCUUAUUUUCACGCCAUGUUUACAGGUGAGAUGAGUGAGAGCCGAGCAAAGAGAGUCCGAAUAAAAGAGGUAGAUGGCUGGACCCUGAGGAUGCUCAUUGAUUAUGUUUACACUGCAGAAAUCCAGGUUACAGAAGAAAAUGUCCAGGUGCUUCUCCCAGCCGCUGGCCUGUUACAGUUACAGGAUGUGAAGAAGACUUGCUGUGAAUUUUUGGAAUCUCAACUUCACCCUGUCAACUGCUUAGGAAUUCGGGCUUUUGCUGAUAUGCAUGCGUGCACUGACCUCCUGAACAAGGCCAACACCUAUGCAGAGCAACAUUUUGCAGAUGUCGUACUUAGUGAAGAAUUUCUUAAUCUCGGCAUUGAACAAGUGUGCAGCUUAAUCUCAAGUGACAAACUUACCAUAUCUUCUGAAGAGAAGGUAUUUGAAGCAGUAAUUGCUUGGGUGAACCAUGACAAGGAUGUAAGGCAAGAAUUUAUGGCUCGGCUGAUGGAACACGUACGGUUACCUUUGCUCCCCCGGGAAUAUUUAGUUCAGAGGGUAGAAGAGGAAGCAUUGGUCAAGAACAGCAGUGCUUGCAAAGAUUACCUCAUUGAAGCCAUGAAGUAUCAUUUGCUGCCCACAGAACAGCGUGUAUUAAUGAAGAGUGUGCGGACCCGACUGAGGACACCCAUGAAUCUUCCCAAAUUGAUGGUGGUGGUUGGCGGCCAAGCCCCGAAGGCCAUCAGAAGUGUGGAAUGCUAUGACUUUAAAGAAGAACGGUGGCACCAGGUAGCAGAGUUGCCUUCAAGGAGAUGCAGGGCAGGGAUGGUCUACAUGGCUGGACUGGUCUUUGCUGUAGGUGGCUUUAAUGGUUCCUUACGAGUCCGCACCGUAGAUUCCUACGACCCUGUAAAAGAUCAGUGGACCAGCGUGGCUAACAUGCGAGACCGGAGAAGCACUUUGGGAGCUGCUGUAUUAAAUGGAUUGUUAUAUGCUGUGGGAGGCUUUGAUGGGAGUACAGGUUUAUCGUCUGUGGAAGCAUACAACAUCAAGUCCAAUGAGUGGUUUCACGUGGCUCCCAUGAACACGAGGAGGAGCAGCGUUGGUGUCGGCGUUGUCGGAGGUUUGCUGUAUGCUGUAGGGGGUUAUGACGGAGCCUCCCGGCAGUGUCUGAGCACGGUAGAAUGCUAUAACGCCACAACAAACGAGUGGACCUACAUAGCGGAAAUGAGUACCAGACGGAGCGGGGCAGGUGUUGGUGUGUUAAACAACUUACUGUAUGCUGUAGGGGGUCAUGAUGGGCCUUUAGUACGAAAAAGUGUUGAAGUGUAUGAUCCCACCACCAAUACAUGGAGACAGGUUGCAGAUAUGAACAUGUGCAGAAGAAAUGCAGGCGUUUGUGCUGUCAAUGGUCUGUUAUAUGUAGUUGGAGGAGACGAUGGUUCCUGCAACUUGGCCUCGGUAGAAUAUUAUAACCCAACGACUGACAAAUGGACAGUCGUGUCAUCUUGUAUGAGCACAGGGAGAAGCUAUGCUGGGGUCACAGUUAUUGAUAAACCACUCUGAGCCUGAAGGACAUUUUCAGCAUAUUUCUACAUGAGAAGCAGACUUCAACAAGUAUUUCUGAAGUGACUGAGAAUCUAGCACUUCUCCACUUGCAGCUGCACUUUAAGUCUCUGCAGAAGAUAAGAUCGUCUGCCUUUAUAGGCCUCAGAUUCUGAAGAUUAUUUUUGGUAGAAGCACUGUGUAGGCUUUUUCUGCAAUGAGCAGCAGCUGACUGAAUUUUAAUAAGACACAUGGACUGCAGUACUUACUGUGUAGUCCUUAGACAACAGUUGCUUUCAUAAAGACGAGUUAUCAACCUUGAAUAACUAUGCGUUAUUUUGUGAAGAAGGAUAAAGUAAUAUGUGUGGUUGUAAAAUUAAAUUUUAUCUUUCUUUAUUUCCUUCUCCUGAAAAUCUGUAUACACAGGAACUGAAAAUCUGAACAGGUAUUAAAUUGUAUGUAAGUAUACAAAUUAGUUGAGGGAUAAAACUGUUUGCUUUUAUAAAAUAUCUUUGAUUACAUGAGUAUACUAACUGGUGUGCAUACAACUGUGUGUCUAUAUGCUUUCCUUUAAAUAUGUUUGAAAAGAUGUUUGAAACUUGAUUAUACUAUUUAUAAUUGGCACAGUACUUUGAAUUAUGCCAGUACUACAUUGUAAAACAGAGUUGUAUUUUUUGAUAUUUAACAAUGCUUAACACUUUAAAAUGCCACUUCUGAGGAAUGAACAUGGUGUAACACACUUGAAUAUGUGUGAUGCCAAACUUUUUUAAAUAAAAUGUAAAUUAUGCUUAUUUAUUAUUUUCUUUGGUUUAAUCUUGGUCAUGUUUUGGUGUGUAUUUUUACUUUUUUUCUUAAAGUAACACUUUGGCAUGAUCAUUAUUGCAGGUUUUUGAUGAAUAUAAUGAAUGUAUGGAAUUCAACUGAAUUUGCAUGGUCUUAAGAAUUUUUUCUGUGUGUAUAAAUUUAGCUGCAAUUAACAGAAGAGAGAACUUUCUGUGAGUAGCCAUGUGUGUUGAUAAGAUACAGUUUUUCUGAGAUCUUGAAUUAAUCUCACUUUAAAAAUGACCAAA